This is a messenger RNA of Sapajus apella (tufted capuchin), 2191 nucleotides long. It is a transcript of the gene RUNDC1, whose product is annotated as RUN domain containing 1. Lineage: Eukaryota; Metazoa; Chordata; Mammalia; Primates; Cebidae. The transcript is spliced from 6 exons. The coding region runs from base 68 to 1915 and encodes 615 amino acids. The record is from RefSeq and is a predicted model, not a curated record.
CACCGCACCGUUGCCAUGGCAGCGGGAGGGGGGGGCGCGGCUGACGUGCAGCGGCGUUUCCGGGAAGAUGGCGGCUGUCGAAGCGGCUGCGGAGCGGGUAAUGGUGGUGGCGGCUGUUGAGCCAAAGGCGAAAGACGAAGAGGAGGAGGAAGAAGAACCGCUGCCACCGUGCGAGGCGGUGCGCUGGGCCCCAGUGGGGGCUGUGGCGGAGGCCCGGCCUGGGGCAACUGCGUUUCUGGAAGAGGCGGCGGCCGAGGAGCCUGGCGCGGCCCCCGGCUCCCCGCCGGAUUCGCCGGGCCGGACGCUGCGACGGCUGCGGGCCGAGCGGCGGCGGCUGGACUCGGCGCUGCUGGCGCUGUCCUCGCACUUCGCGCAGGUGCAGUUCCGUUUGCGCCAGGUGGUGCGCGGGGCGCCGGCGGAGCAGCAGCGCCUUCUGCGGGAGCUCGAAGACUUCGCCUUCCGUGGCUGCCCUCAUGUCCUGGGUUACGAGGGGCCCGGGGACCCCGCCAGCGAUGAAGGCGAUGGGCUGCCAGGGGACCGGCCACGGUUGCGGGGCGAGGACCAGGGCUUGAGUGAGCAGGCAAAACAAGAGCGUCUGGAAACCCAAAGGGAAAAGCAGAAAGAACUGAUACUGCAGCUCAAGACCCAGCUAGAUGACCUGGAAACGUUUGCCUAUCAAGAGGGCAGUUAUGACUCCCUGCCACAGUCCGUGGUUUUGGAAAGGCAGCGGGUGAUCAUAGAUGAGUUAAUAAAGAAAUUGGACAUGAAUCUGAAUGAAGACAUCAGUUCCUUGUCCACUGAAGAGCUUCGUCAACGUGUAGAUGCAGCGGUGGCUCAGAUCGUGAACCCAGCCCGGGUCAAAGAACAAUUGGUUGAGCAACUGAAAACUCAAAUCCGAGACCUCGAGAUGUUCAUCAACUUCAUCCAAGAUGAAGUGGGAAGCCCCUUGCAGACAGGGGGUGGACACUGUGAGUGCAAGGCCGGUGGGAAGGCAGGCAAUGGCUGCACCAGAACAGGCAGCAGCAGACCACCUCCAGGAAACCCCAAAACAAAGGCAGAGGAUGUCAAGAAGGUCCGGGAGACAGGGCUGCACCUGAUGCGGCGAGCGCUGGCAGUGCUCCAGAUCUUUGCUGUUAGCCAAUUUGGUUGUGCCACAGGCCAGAUCCCUCCAACCCUGUGGCAGAGGGGCCAGGCUGACAGAGACUACUCUCCCUUGCUGAAGAGGCUAGAGGUGUCAGUGGACAGAGUGAAGCAGCUAGCUUUGAGGCACCAGCCACACGACCAUGUCAUCACCUCUGCCAACCUCCAGGACCUCUCUCUGGGAGGCAAGGAUGAGCUGACCACGGCUGUGCGGAAGGAGCUGACGGUGGCUAUGAGGGACCUCCUGGCCCACGGACUGUAUGCCUCCUCCCCAGGGAUGAGCCUUGUCAUGGCUCCUAUUGCUUGCUUGCUGCCAGCCUUCUCCUCAGCCCCUGAGGCCAUGCAUCCCUGGGAGCUCUUUGUAAAGUACUACCAUGCCAAGAACGGCCGUGCUUAUGUGGAAUCCCCAGCCCGGAAGCUCUCCCAGUCCUUCGCCCUUCCUGUUACAGGAGGCACUGUUGUGACCCCCAAACAGAGCCUACUGACAGCCAUCCACAUGGUGCUGACAGAGCACGACCCCUUUAAGCGCAGUGCAGACUCAGAAUUGAAGGCCUUGGUGUGCAUGGCACUGAACGAGCAGCGUCUGGUGUCCUGGGUGAACCUCAUCUGCAAGUCCGGGUCACUCAUCGAGCCUCACUAUCAGCCUUGGAGCUACAUGGCACACACAGGCUUCGAGAGUGCCCUCAACCUGCUCAGUCGCCUCAGCAGCCUCAAGUUUAGCCUCCCUGUAGAUCUGGCUGUGCGCCAGCUCAAAAACAUCAAAGAUGCCUUUUGAUAAGAAUGCCCUGACCCCAGUCCAGCUCCUUGUUCACUAGGGAUAGAUGUGUUAGUCUUCUAGCAUAGGAGGGAGGAAUCAAAGGUGGGGUUAAAGGCAUUUUUCCCAGACCCCGCUCAGGCAGUCAGCCAAGUGAGUGCAAAGUCUGUUUUCCCCACCAACGUAGCAUCUUGGAAAGAUGUGCUCGAGACUCUCUUAUUAAGAAGGUUCUCCCCCAGUAUAUGUGAGGGCACAUGUGCUUGAGCCUGUAUUAAAGGAAUCAGGUUGGGCACGGUG